Penaeus chinensis is the source of this 4901-nucleotide messenger RNA. RefSeq names its product ATP-dependent translocase ABCB1-like (gene Mdr50). The record is from RefSeq and is a predicted model, not a curated record. Gene Ontology annotation, cellular component: membrane. Gene Ontology annotation, molecular function: ABC-type transporter activity; ATP binding; ATP hydrolysis activity. NCBI's taxonomy places the organism in Eukaryota, Metazoa, Arthropoda, Malacostraca, Decapoda, Penaeidae. Gene Ontology annotation, biological process: transmembrane transport.
UGGAUUGGAGGAUAUGACGAAAGUAGGCAUAUUUAUCCAUAACGACAGCAGAUCUACCAGCCAAAAAUACUUAAUUGCCAUUUGGUUACGUAUCUGCACUGUCAGCCUACAUUUCAUAUUGGUGAUGAAAGAAUUCUCUUGCAGGCAUUGAAUGAGGUUUAUUAAAAAAAAUAUCAAUCAUCAGAUAUAAACACAAGACUUAUCCACCUUACCAAUAGAAAUAUAUUGAAUAGAAAAAAAAUAAAAUUAUUCCAUCACUGCAACCGAACUGGGCUACCGCUACUAAGCCCACGUGACGUCAUUGAAGUCUCUCCCUCUGUUUAUCAGGCGUCCGUCGCCUGUCCUACGUUUAGUCGCGGCCAGAAACUCGUGUCUGGUGGAUGGUUACCUGUUUGCCUCCCUGAAAUCUCCGAAAUUGCACAAUUCAUUUAACCUAAAGAGUUUGUGAAAAAAAAGAUCAAGAAAGAGAGAACAGGGAAGCAAUUUAGGGAAGAUAUUGUUUUCCCUUAUUCCUAGUCGUUGAUUUGAAAGCCUGAAAUAAUUAAGUGUAUGGUUAUUUGUGUGUAAAGAAGAAAACGUGUCUACACUGAAACUAGCAAGCGAUACAAGUAUAUGUCACGUGACAUGAAAACAAGAUGGUGACGAAAAUAGGCGCAGAAGAGGCAGGUCAAGAAACGAUGAAUGGAAACGCGCAGAAGAAAGAUGACCUGACCGUCAUUGAAAUGAAGGGCAGUGAAGGAGACGACGAAGGCGCCGAUAAAAACGUUGGAACCAAAGAUGGCGAAAAGAAGGAAGACGCUCUUCCGCCGGUCCCUGUGUUCCAGAUGUUCCGAUACGCGAGCGUGAAAGAGAAGUGGCUGAUGUUCGCGGGCGUGCUCGCGUCCCUCAUUGCGGGCGUAUGCAUGCCGGCCAUGUUCAUUCUCUUUGGCGACGUCACGGACGCUUUCGUCUACAAUGACCUGCUUACCAGCAUUAAUAAUGAGACCAAUUUGUCGGCAAUCGUAGCUGCGAAUCCCGAUAUGGAGAAUGCGACGAUCGACGAAAUCAUCGAGUACAUUACAGCCUCGUAUGGUAUUGAGGACUUCUUCCAAGAGAUCGUGAAAUUCGGAGCCGGCACCUUCAUCAUCGGAGCCGUUCAAAUGGUCAUGGGAUACAUCUUCGUCACGUCCAUGAACUACGCGGCAGAAGGGCAGGUAUAUAGGUUGCGAGGUAUGUUUCUGAAGAGCAUCUUAAGGCAGGAAAUUGGCUGGUUUGAUACUCAUCAGACUAAUGAUUUUGCCAGCAGAGUUACUGAGGACUUGAAUAAAUUACAAGAAGGAAUUGGUGAGAAAGUGGGCAUGUUCAUAUUCUUCAUGACGAUAUUCAUAGCCUCUCUCAUUAAUGCCUUUGUCCACGGAUGGGAACUCACGCUAGUCAUUCUGUCUGUGUUCCCACUCUUAGGAAUCUCUACUGGAAUUAUUGCAAAGGUUCAGUCUAGCUUAACAUCAGUAGAAAUGAAAGAGUAUGCGAAGGCAGGUGGCAUCGCAGAGGAAGUGAUAUCAGCCAUCAGGACAGUGGUUGCCUUUGGAGGAGAAGCUAAAGAAGUAGAAAGGUACGACGCCAACCUUGUGCACGCCAAGCGAGCGGGCGUGAAGCGAGGCUUCGUGACGGGCGUGGGCAUGGGCUUGAUGUGGUUCCUGAUCUACGCGGCGUACGCCCUGGCCUUUUACUACGGCACCGGCCUCAUUCUUGAGUCAAGAACGGAUCCGGAUAGCAAUUUCAACCCCUCCAAUCUUAUCAUUGUAUUCUUUAGUGUGCUAAUGGGUGCUAUGAACGUUGGCCAAGCAGCUCCAUAUAUUGAGGCCUUCAGUGUAGCCAGAGGAGCGGCUGCAACGAUCUUUGAUAUCAUUGAAAGAAAGUCGGCCAUCGACCCUACCGGCUCUGACGGAGAAAAGCCUUCUUCUGUGAAGGGGAUGAUUGAGUUCAAAGAUGUCCGCUUCAGCUACCCAUCAAGACCAGACGUGAGAGUGUUGCAGGGCGUGUCUCUAAGCAUAGAACCGGGGCAGACCGUGGCCCUGGUGGGCUCCUCCGGCUGCGGGAAAUCGACCUGUGUCCAGCUCAUACAACGGUUCUAUGACCCACUGGAUGGUCAUGUGUUCCUAGAUGGCCGUGAAAUAAAGAGUCUUAACAUCGGUUGGUUGCGAGACCAGAUUGGGGUUGUGGGCCAAGAGCCGGUCCUCUUUGCGACCAGCGUUGCCGAGAACAUAAGGUACGGCCGCGAAGGGGUUUCCAUGGAGGACAUUCAGGCGGCGGCCAAAGAGGCCAAUGCUCAUGACUUCAUCAUGAAAUUACCGAAGCAAUACGAAACAAACGUCGGCGAGCGAGGAAGCCAGAUGUCGGGGGGGCAGAAGCAGCGGAUUGCCAUUGCGCGAGCACUGAUCAGGCAGCCCAAGAUUCUGCUCCUGGACGAGGCCACAUCGGCGCUGGACACGCAGAGCGAGGCGGUUGUGCAGCAGGCGCUCGACAAGGUAAGGAAAGGGCGCACAACAGUGGUCGUGGCGCACCGCCUAUCCACCAUCAAACCCGCAAAUAAGAUCGUAGUGUUCAACAAAGGAAAGAUUGAGGAAGUGGGAACUCACAAUGAACUGAUGAAGCUGCAAGGGCUUUAUUACAAUCUUGUCACAGCUCAAGUCAGCCCGCAAGAGGAAAAGGCAGAGAACAAGGGCAUCCCCCAGAAAGGGAAGGCUGAGAGCGAUGCGGCCCUCCUUGAAGGCGAAGCCCUCUCGGAGUUCAGCCAGGACAUUAUUGAGGACCUGGCCAGCAUGUCCCCGGUGGCCCUCACGCGCAGCCCGUCCAUCCGCCAGUCCCUCAAGAGGCGCCGCGCUUCGUCCGUCAAGCCAGUUAAAAGCCCUCUGCGGAAUAUACAGGAAAAGGAAGAGGAGGAGACGCUGCCUGAAGUGGCCACUUGGGAAAUCAUCAAGAAGAACGCGUCUGAAUGGCCAUACAUUGUAGGAGGCGUGCUGGGCUCCGCGAUCCAAGGAACGACCAUUCCUCUCUAUGCUAUAUUAUUUGGCGAGAUUCUUGGGACUCUGUCCAUUGCUGAAGAAGAGAAGGCCAGGAAUGAAGCCAACUUUUACGCCUUGCUUUUCCUCCUAAUUGGCAUUGUUGCGGCUCUGUCUAUGUUUAUGCAGGCGUACAUGUUCUCACUCUCCGGAGAAAUAUUGACGGCAAGACUACGUAAAUUGACCUUUGCUGCCAUGGUGCGUCAGGAGGUUGGAUGGUUCGAUGAAGAAAGGAACUCAGUCGGAGCUCUGUGUUCCAAGCUAUCAGGAGAUGCUUCGGCUAUACAAGGAGCGACGGGUUCUCGCGUGGGUACCAUUGUGCAGGCGAUCACUACCCUGGGCAUCAGUAUUGUCCUAGCGCUAUACUACGACUGGCGCCUCGGGUUGGUUACGCUGCCCUUCAUCCCGUUCGUACUAGUAGCGGUGUACCUGCAGAGCAAGAUCCUGAUGGGCCAGAGCGUCACUGAGUCCAAAGUCUUAGAAAGUGCGGCAAAGAUAGCUAUAGAAGCCAUUACAAACAUCCGUACAGUUGCUGGUCUCCAUAAAGAAGAGCAUUUUGCGCAUGAAUACUCGAAGGCUCUACUUAAACCUCACGAAGAAGCACUAAAGAAAUCACAUUUGAGAGGUGCUGCAUUCGGAUUUGCCCAAGCGAUGCCUUUCUUUGCUUAUGCUGUCAGCAUGUUCUAUGGAGGAUACCUAGUUAAUGAGGAGCAAUUAACGUAUGAAAAGCUUUUCAAAGUUGCAGAGGCACUAAUUCUAGGGACGAUGAUGGUGGGCCAGGCCGUUGCAUUCGCCCCCAAUUACAGUAAGGCCAAGGUUGCUGCUGCCAGGAUCUUCAACCUGCUCGAACGCCGGCCUGCAAUCGAAACGUCCUCGGGAGUCGGCCUCCGUCUAAGUGGUCACGUGGAGAACAUAGAGCUACAGGACGUGCACUUUACGUACCCGACGCGGCCCGACGUUCCGAUUCUGAACGGGCUCGGAGUGCGAGUAGAGCGAGGCAAGACAUUGGCCUUGGUGGGAAGUUCGGGCUGCGGCAAGUCGACCAUAAUCAGUCUACUUGAGAGAUUUUAUGACCCCAAAAAUGGUCGGAUUACCAUCAGCGGAGAAGAUAUCCAAGCCCUAAAUGUAGGUUGGGUCAGGAACCAGUUGGGUCUUGUGUCUCAGGAGCCCGUGCUAUUCGACCUGACCAUCGCGGAAAACAUUGCUUAUGGGGACAACUGCCGUGUCGUGGGGCAUGAAGAGAUAGUCAAGGCUGCCAAGCAAGCUAAUAUUCACAGUUUUGUAGAGUCUUUGCCUCAGGGUUAUGAAACAAGAGUUGGCUCAAAAGGAACACAGUUGUCUGGAGGACAGAAGCAACGCAUUGCAAUUGCUCGCGCACUUGUUAGAAAUCCCAGUGUACUUUUGUUAGAUGAAGCGACAUCUGCCUUGGACACCGAGAGUGAAAAGGUGGUCCAGGAAGCCUUGGAAAGAGCUCAAGAGGGUCGAACCAGCAUCAUCAUCGCGCACCGCCUCUCCACCAUCCAGAAUGCGGACACCAUCGCUGUGGUACAAGGGGGCUGUGUGGUGGAGGCUGGGACCCACGAAGAGCUCAUGAAGAAACAAGGACAUUAUUACGAUCUUUAUCAGACCAACCAUUAAGGCUUGGCCCUUGGAUCACAAAGUUAUUUGAUGACAUGAAGUCCAAUUACAGAAUAGCAGAUCAUGGAACCACGACACCUAAUCAUAAAGGAACCUGUUUCAAGAAAUCUAAUCAUAAAGGGACUCGUUCAGCGAUACCGAAUUCUAAAGAAACCUGUUUCAAGAAAUUUAAUCAUAGAGGGACAAGUUUCAAGAAAUUAACCAAAAGGAACCUUAUUCAAU